Euleptes europaea (tarantolino) is the source of this 1466-nucleotide messenger RNA. RefSeq names its product enolase 1 (gene ENO1). Bases 26 to 1330 code for a protein of 434 amino acids. The transcript has 12 exons. Gene Ontology annotation, molecular function: phosphopyruvate hydratase activity; magnesium ion binding. Gene Ontology annotation, biological process: glycolytic process. The record is from RefSeq and is a predicted model, not a curated record. NCBI's taxonomy places the organism in Eukaryota, Metazoa, Chordata, Lepidosauria, Squamata, Sphaerodactylidae. Gene Ontology annotation, cellular component: phosphopyruvate hydratase complex.
CUUCUUCCGUUAACCUCAGGCAAACAUGUCCAUUUAUAAGAUCCACGCUCGUGAAAUCUUGGACUCGCGUGGGAAUCCCACCGUUGAGGUAGACCUGUACACCAGCAAAGGUCUCUUCAGAGCCGCAGUUCCCAGCGGUGCUUCCACCGGCAUCUACGAAGCCUUGGAACUGCGGGACAAUGACAAGACUCGCUUUCUGGGCAAAGGUGUCUCAAAGGCUGUUGAGCACAUCAAUAAAACUAUUGCACCUGCACUGGUUAACAAGAACAUAAGCGUUGUGGAGCAGGAGAAGAUUGACAAGCUGAUGCUGGAGAUGGAUGGGUCAGAGAACAAAUCUAAGUUUGGUGCCAAUGCCAUUCUGGGUGUCUCCUUGGCCGUGUGCAAAGCCGGUGCCUCUGAGAAGGGCGUCCCCUUGUACCGCCACAUCGCCGACUUGGCUGGGAACCAGGAAGUCAUUCUCCCAGUCCCUGCCUUCAACGUCAUCAAUGGGGGCUCCCAUGCCGGGAACAAGCUGGCCAUGCAGGAGUUCAUGAUCCUCCCUGUUGGGGCCGAGAACUUCAAGGAGGCCUUGCGCAUCGGGGCUGAGGUGUACCACAACCUGAAGAAUGUCAUCAAGGAGAAGUAUGGGAAAGAUGCGACCAAUGUGGGUGACGAAGGCGGUUUUGCUCCCAACAUCUUGGAGAACAAGGAAGCUCUGGAGCUGCUCAAGACUGCCAUCAGCAAGGCUGGAUAUUCUGACAAGAUCGUACUGGGGAUGGACGUGGCAGCUUCUGAAUUCUACCGUGAAGGCAAGUACGACCUGGACUUCAAGUCGCCCGAUGACCCCAGCAGGUACAUCACUCCUGACCAGCUGGCUGACCUCUACAAAGGCUUUGUCAAGAGUUACCCAGUGGUUUCCAUUGAAGACCCCUUUGACCAAGACGACUGGGCCGCUUGGAAGAAGUUCACAGCCAGUGUGGGCAUCCAGGUGGUUGGGGACGACCUGACGGUGACCAAUCCCAAGCGUAUUGCUAAAGCCGUGGAAGAGAAAUCUUGCAACUGCCUGCUGCUCAAAGUGAACCAGAUUGGUUCUGUCACAGAGGCUCUCCAGGCCUGCAAGCUCGCCCAAUCCAAUGGCUGGGGCGUCAUGGUGAGCCACCGCUCCGGAGAGACCGAAGACACCUUCAUCGCAGACCUGGUGGUUGGACUCUGCACUGGACAGAUUAAGACUGGUGCGCCCUGCCGAUCUGAACGUCUAGCCAAAUACAACCAACUUCUGAGGAUCGAAGAGGAGCUGGGGAGCAAGGCCCGCUUCGCUGGCAGGAACUUCAGGAACCCACGUGUCAACUAAAGCUCUCGGGGCUCAGGCGAGGCACCCCCCUCCUUCAGCGGUUGCAGUUGAAAGCACUAGUCACCUAAUUAGAGAUGCCCCCCACCACUAGACAUGAAGGGCAGCUGAUGGAUCAAGACCCCUUUGCAGGUCCCCU